Aureobasidium uvarum is the source of this 424-nucleotide messenger RNA. The record is from the annotation of a GenBank genome assembly. NCBI's taxonomy places the organism in Eukaryota, Fungi, Ascomycota, Dothideomycetes, Dothideales, Saccotheciaceae.
AGGAGGCGGCUGGGGCGGCGGCGGUGGAAAGAACGACUUGGGCAAAAUGGGCGGCCAAGCUCUCCCCUGGGAAUACGACCCAGAGCUCGAAGGAAAACUAAACACCAAGCCGAGCGAAAAGUUUCCCCCAAUCCAACCACCAAUCGCCGAACCACCUUCGCACCACGAACGCCAAUUAGUAUCCCACUACCGCACCCUCCGCGCAAGAAUCCACGACGGCCCAUUCUACGCAAUCCUCGACUCCUCUGCUCGCGUACACAAAUCCGGAAGAAAGAGUCCGCCGACCGCGCAUUAUGAUCCAUUCGAAUCGAUGCCGACGUACUCGCAACGCUACACGAAAAAGAAGAAUACACUGCCAAAACUGUCUUCGAGACCAUUUGUGAAAUCAUUCUUUCCGGAAGAAUUGUGGGCGAUUGUCGAGCCG